Molecule: messenger RNA, 1084 nt
Organism: Cottoperca gobio
Lineage: Eukaryota; Metazoa; Chordata; Actinopteri; Perciformes; Bovichtidae
Gene: cenph
Product: centromere protein H
Exons: 10
Coding region: 302-1015 (237 amino acids)
Biological process (GO): chromosome segregation; mitotic spindle organization; kinetochore assembly
Cellular component (GO): kinetochore; nucleus
Molecular function (GO): kinetochore binding
Source: RefSeq, a predicted model, not a curated record
UCACUUCCUGGCGGGAUUUCCAUCUGAAAACAGACGUAAACAAAACAAGUGACCGAUUUAUAUAACGGCGUUAAUAACACAGUUCAACAAUUGACUCGUGUGCUAUUUUUUGGUCGACCUAUGCUUCGUAUGUGACAUGCGCGGAAAGCAUUUGUAAAGUUAUUGUCAACAUUUUACUAAACAGUAACUAGAAAGUGUAACUGUCAGAGAGGAGGAGGUUUAUGUCGUCAGAAUAACGUUUAAUUUUAAUUUACCGGCAACGUUAACCUCAAUUAAACAAGGCACCUUCACUGUUUUUGUGAUGGACCCAUCUGACAACGUGGGGAACCUCAACCACAUGGUGGAGGCUGUGGCACUGACUCCUGCUCCUGACUGCUCCACUGCACAGAAAGAUACCUCACCUGCAGACAUGCUGAGAAUAAAACAACAGAUGUCCAACCAGUGCUUUGAGAUUGCAGUACAGCUCCAAGCAGGAAAAAGUAAGCGAUCAUGCAGCACAUCUGAAGCUGAGAGAGACUUGUCAGGUUAUGUCAAUGAGCUGGAAAGAGUCAAGACGAAUAAUUUUAACAGCACAUUGACACUACACAGAAUGCAGAUGUGGCACGCUAUCGGAGAAAAACUGAAACAGAAUAAUUCAGAGGCAGUUGCCCUGAAAGCUGUGAGUGAUCGCUGCAUGGCUCUUUGUUCACAAAUAAAACUACUUCAGCAGGAGUCGAGAGAUCUUCAAGCUGAAAUCACAGAAAUACAGAAGAAGAGGCUUGAGAUGAAGCGGCUCACACAUGAGAAAAUGAAAGCGAUGGAAGACUUGAUGUCAAAGAAAGAGCUCCCAGAUACAGAGAAGUACAAAGCUGCGUUGGAGAAAGGCCAGGCGAACUUGGAAAAAUACAAAACGAUGACCGUCAUGACACAGAACGUCCUCAGGGGCAUCCUCUUGGCCUGUAAAGUCAACUGGUUGGAUGAUCCCAAACUUCGAAACAUUGCCAUGACGCUGGAGGAAUUUCCCAUCUCUGACUAGGCGGUUAAAUAAUUGUUCUUGUAUGUAUAUGUCUGUAUUGUAUUGUCAAAUAAAUAAUCAAUAAAACAG